Gilbertella persicaria is the source of this 1935-nucleotide messenger RNA. RefSeq names its product P-loop containing nucleoside triphosphate hydrolase protein. Bases 40 to 1857 code for a protein of 605 amino acids. The transcript has 3 exons. Lineage: Eukaryota; Fungi; Mucoromycota; Mucoromycetes; Mucorales; Choanephoraceae. Gene Ontology annotation, biological process: rRNA processing. The record is from RefSeq and is a predicted model, not a curated record. Gene Ontology annotation, molecular function: RNA helicase activity; RNA binding; ATP binding. Gene Ontology annotation, cellular component: cytoplasm; nucleus; ribonucleoprotein complex.
UUUUUUUUUCCUUUACUCUCUUGAUCACUCUCUUAUAAGAUGUCUUCUUAUUCUUCUUCUUACCAUCAUUCCUCUUCUGGAGGAGGCUAUUCAAGUAGUCGUGGAAAUUACCGUGAUAAUAGAGACGUCUCUCCUAGAAGAUCAAGCAGACCAUCUAGCAGCUAUGAUAAUCACUCUCGCGAUGAUCGUGGUUAUUCUUCAUACCGCUCUCAUCACGGUGAUAGCUCAAGCAGAAGCCACUCGCAUGGUUAUGGUCACAGUAGCAGCAGUAGUAACCAUCAUGGUGGCUACAGUGGUGGCCAUGGUGGUGGCAGCUAUGGCGGUGGCUACAACAACAACAACAAUAACAGUUAUGGUUCUGGUGGUUACGGCAACAAGUCUUAUGGUCAAUCAAGUAACAAUGAAUCUAAAGAAAUCCAAUGGGACUUGUCUACUUUACCUAAAUUUGAAAAGAACUUUUACACUGAACACCCUGAUGUAGCUCGUCGUACACCUGAAGAAGUAGAUGCUAUUCGUGCUGCUGCAGGCAUGAUUGUCACUGGUCACAAUGUCCCUAAGCCUCUCAAGACUUUCGAAGAAGCCAAUUACCCCUCUUAUGUGAUGGAUGAACUCAACAAGCUGGGCUUCUCUCAUCCUACGCCUAUUCAAUGUCAAGGUUGGCCUAUGGCCUUGAGUGGUUGUGAUGUUGUCGGUGUUGCUGAAACUGGUUCUGGUAAGACAUUAGCUUAUAUCUUGCCUGCUAUUCUUCAUAUCAAUGCUCAACCUCUUCUUCAACCUGGCGAUGGUCCUAUUGUGUUGGUAUUGGCUCCUACCCGUGAAUUGGCUGUUCAGAUUCGUGAAGAAUGUGUCAAAUUUGGCUCUACUUCUCGUAUCAAGAAUACAUGUCUGUAUGGUGGUACUCCCCGUGGUCCUCAAAUUCGUGAUUUAGCCAGAGGUGUUGAGAUCUGUAUUGCUACUCCUGGCCGUUUGAUUGAUAUGUUGGAUGGCGGAAAGACUAAUUUGAAGCGUGUUACUUAUUUGGUGCUUGAUGAAGCUGACCGUAUGCUUGAUAUGGGUUUUGAACCUCAAAUCAGAAAGAUUAUCAACCAAAUUCGUCCUGAUAGACAAACCUUGAUGUGGUCUGCUACUUGGCCCAAGACAGUAGAGCGUUUGGCUCAAUCUUAUCUCAAGGACUUUAUUCAAGUCACUGUAGGUUCUUUGUCCUUAAGUGCUUCCAACAAUGUCUCUCAGACUGUAGAAAUCUGUACUGAACCAGAAAAGCGUGGUAAAUUGAUUACUCAACUAGAACGCAUUAUGGAAAAUCCUGAGAAUGAACGCAAGACAAUUAUCUUCACUAGUACAAAGCGUACUGCUGAUGAUAUCACUCGUUUCUUAAGACAAGACGGUUUCCCUGCUCUUGCUAUCCAUGGUGAUAAACAACAGAAUGAACGUGAUUGGGUGUUGAAUCAAUUCCGUAGUGGUGGACAUCCUAUUAUGGUGGCUACUGAUGUUGCUUCUCGUGGUAUUGAUGUGAAGGAUGUAAAAUAUGUCAUUAACUAUGAUUUCCCUACAAAUAUUGAAGAUUAUGUGCAUCGUGUGGGUCGUACUGGUCGUGGUGGAAACACAGGUCACUCUUUUACUUUCUUUACUGCCGACAAUGCCCGCCAAGCCCGUGAAUUGGUUGAUAUUCUUAACCAAACCAAUCAAUAUGUUGAUCCUCGCCUUCAAAUGAUGGUACAGUCACGCGGCGGUGGCGGUGGCCGUGGAGGCGGUAGAGGAGGUUUCCGAGGUAGAGGCCGCGGGGGCUAUGGUGGUGGCCGCGGUGGUGGCGGCGGCGGUGGAUAUGGUGGCGGAGGCUACGGUGGAAGCAGAUGGUAAAAAAAAAAUAUAUACUAGUAAUAAUCAUAGAGUCUCUUUUUGUAAAUAAAUAAAAAAUAAACUCCUCCCCCCUGCUUA